AUGCCGCCGCCCACAGCCGCCGUCAUGACGCCCGUGACUUCUGUGCCGCACCGCCACGGCGGGUGGCUGCCCAAGAACCGCGCCGUCAUGAUCGACUGGCUCAAGAACCUGGUCCGGGAGAUUGACAGGCGGGACGAAGCACCCCUUCUCCCCAACGAGGUCGACGAUCUUCGAAAGCUGAUUGAAAGCCGUCCCGACCUGCGCAUGCUGGCGUCGGCCAUGCUCUCCGAGGUCCCGAACAAGGAGCCCUACAUCAAUGACCCCGUCGGGAACAGGCAAAUCCGGGACAUCGACCACCUCCUCCAGCUCUUCGGGGUGGUCAUGACCGAGAAGGCCCCCGAAUGGAGCCAGAAAGGCUACGACGUAGGCCUCAUCGGGUUCCCGUUCAACACGGUCCUCGACUGGCCCAUGGCCACGCCCAGCGGCUACGCCUUCUUCCUCAAGCCCGAGGUCAACGAGAAGAUGCAGGCGAUCCUCAACGCGUGGCGAGACGAGCUCCUCAAGACCUCUGACUCGCAGUACGUCAUCACCACCGAGGAGAACAAGUGGCUGAGCCCGCCGGCGCUCAAGGCCAUCGAGGACGACACAAACGUCGACGGCAAGGAGCGCAAGUUCCAGGACCUCUUCGUCUGCGAUCCCGUCGCCGACCCGGUCCACUGGGGCUUCACCAGCUGGGACUCGUUCUUCGUCAGGCAGUUCAGAAACAUCGACACGCUCCGCCCCGUCGCGUCGCCCGGGUCGCCCGAGAUCGUGGCCAACGCGUGCGAGUCCAAGCCGUACGCGAGACAGACAAAAGUCAACAGGCGCGACAGCUUCUGGCUCAAGGGGCAGCCGUACUCGCUGUCCGAGAUGCUCGACGGCCACGCCUGGACCGAUACCUUUGUCGGCGGCACCGUCUACCAGGCCUUCCUGAGCGCGACCUCGUACCACCGCUGGCACUCGCCCGUCGCAGGAAACGUCAUCCGGACAGCAGUCCUCAGGGGGACGUACUUCUCGGAGCCGACAAUCACGGGCUUCUACGACGGCAACACGCCCGACCCUGCCGCGCCGGACCAGGCUCAGGGGUACAUCACCCACGUCGCCGCCCGGGCAAUCUUCUUCAUCGAGGCGGAGCCCCCCGUUGGCAGGCUGUGCCUCAUCUUUGUCGGCAUGGCAGACGUGUCGUCGUGCGAGAUCUUGAAGAAGUUCAAGACGGGUAAGCCUACGCGCGUCGAGAAGGGCGAGGAGAUUGGCAUGUUCCACCACGGAGGCUCGACUCACUGCGUCUUGUUCCGCAAGGGCAUCAAUGUUGACUUUGUUGCGGGGGCUGAUCCCGAGACGGCCAAGAAGAACCUUGCGCUUCGGGCCAAGCUGGGCACAGUGACGGUGGUUGGCGAUGCUUGA
Messenger RNA from Metarhizium album ARSEF 1941, 1383 nucleotides. Its product is annotated as phosphatidylserine decarboxylase family protein. Gene Ontology annotation, cellular component: mitochondrion. The record is from RefSeq and is a predicted model, not a curated record. Gene Ontology annotation, molecular function: phosphatidylserine decarboxylase activity. NCBI's taxonomy places the organism in Eukaryota, Fungi, Ascomycota, Sordariomycetes, Hypocreales, Clavicipitaceae. Gene Ontology annotation, biological process: phosphatidylethanolamine biosynthetic process. The transcript has a single exon. The coding region runs from base 1 to 1383 and encodes 460 amino acids.